ACAUCAAAGGAUACUCCUUCCCUAUGUGAAUUGUGACUUUUUUUGGCACUUUCCAACUUCCCUUUAUUUCUUGUUCUACCUACUCUAUUUCCACUUCCUACAUUUCUCUUUAAUUUUUUUUUUUUUCUGAAUUAUAAGUUCUUGAAGAUUCACCUAUUAGGAAGGGUGGAAAAAAAAUUAUAUUUUUCAUAGGUUAUGAUUAUGGGAGAAGAACAUCAAAGCCCUCUAGUUUCUCCAAAAAAUUCAAAAGAAAAUGAUGAGCAAAACAAUGAAGAAGCAAAAGAGAAAGUUGAAGAAAAAGUAUUUGCACUUGUUCCAAUUGUAGAGGAUAAAGAAAAAAUAAUCUCUGCCCCUAUUCAAGAAAAGGAAACAGAUUCAGAAAUUCAGAAAAGUACAGGGGUUUCCAAGGACAGAGAUACUGCCCUAGCAAAGGUUGAAUCAGAGAAGAGAUUGGCUUUGAUCAAGGCAUGGGAAGAUAAUGAAAAAACUAAGGCUGAAAACAAGGCACUUAAAAAGUUGUCAGCAGUUGGAGCUUGGGAGAACACAAAAAAGGCAAAUUUAGAAGCUGAAUUGAAACAAAUUCAGGAAGAACUAGAGAAGAAGAAGGCGGAAUACGCGGAGAAGAUGAAGAACAAGGUGGCUGAAAUUCACAGAGAAGCAGAAGAAAAGAGGGCAACGAUUGUAGCAAAACGAGGUGAAGAUGUUCUCAAGGUUGAGGAAACUGCUGCUAAAUUUCGUGCUACUGGCAAUUUGCCCAAAAAGUUCUUGCAGUGCUUUGGCUAUUAGAUUCUAACUUUAGUCAAAAAAUCUCCAAAACAUUAAUCAUAUGCAGACUCUACAUACAUUUCUUCUAUUGUUUCUUUGUGUUGGUUGGGUGUAGUUGCUUAAUUAAUGUUCCUUCCUUCUGUGUAUAGACUAUAAAACAAGUUCUUGUUUAUACUCUUGAUGAAACAAUCAUGUGUGCUGAACAUUAUUCAUACA
Messenger RNA from Capsicum annuum, 981 nucleotides. RefSeq names its product remorin. The coding region runs from base 196 to 786 and encodes 196 amino acids. Lineage: Eukaryota; Viridiplantae; Streptophyta; Magnoliopsida; Solanales; Solanaceae. The record is from RefSeq and is a predicted model, not a curated record. The transcript is spliced from 5 exons.